AUGGAAUGGGGAUGUCCAAUUUGGCUGGAGGUUCAAGUUCUUGUUUUUCAUGCAGCUUUGAUGAUAUAUCGAAACAAUUCCACACAUCAUCAAGUUGAUGAAUAUUCACGUCAACGUACAGAAGAAAUUAAUGAAGCUGUUUUGCAAUCAAUUCGAAAAGUAGUUGCUGAAACUCAACAACAACCACAACAACUUCUUGCUGAUGCUAAUUCACGUACAACUGAAAUUCAAAAUAAUUGUAAAGGUGAUGUUCAAGAACGUGUUGCUAAAGGUGAUGAAGAAAAAACAGCUUCAUUUGCCCCAAUUAGAAAAGAACAUGGACAAGAACUUCUUGCUGAUCCUAAUCCACGUACAACUGGUAUUAAUUUAAAAAUAAUUUUAAUUAAGAAAAAAGGGUGUGGGUGUGGGUGUGGGGUGUGGGUGGGUGUGGGGUCUGGGUGUGGGGUGUGGGUGGGUGUGGGGUCUGGGUGUGGGGUGUGGGUGGGUGUGGGGUCUGGGUGUGGGAUGUGGGUGUGUGUGUAUUUUCAUCAUUGACGCCCACACCCACCCACCCACCCACACCCAAUUCGCAAAGAACAUGGA
Rotaria sp. Silwood1 is the source of this 582-nucleotide messenger RNA. The record is from the annotation of a GenBank genome assembly. NCBI's taxonomy places the organism in Eukaryota, Metazoa, Rotifera, Eurotatoria, Philodinida, Philodinidae.